Molecule: messenger RNA, 2218 nt
Organism: Mytilus californianus (California mussel)
Lineage: Eukaryota; Metazoa; Mollusca; Bivalvia; Mytilida; Mytilidae
Product: heat shock 70 kDa protein 12A-like
Exons: 5
Coding region: 67-1896 (609 amino acids)
Molecular function (GO): ATP-dependent protein folding chaperone; ATP binding
Source: RefSeq, a predicted model, not a curated record
CUCAUUACAUUUUACAGACCAGCGAAUGAUUAAAUUUCAUAGGUACGUGAACGUCUUCCAGAAACUAUGGCGACUGUAAAUGAUCCCGUAUUAGUAGUAGCAGCAAUCGAUUUUGGAAGUCAUGGUUCGGGAUAUGCAUUCUCUUUCCGCUAUGAGUUUGCAGCCAAUCCUAUAAAUGUUAACACCCCCUACUGGUCAUCAGAGAGUGGAGGCGAUAUUACAUACAAAGCACCCUCCUCUAUUCUUCUCAACUCAAAGAAGAAAUUUGUUGCCUUUGGUCACGAUGCUGAAGACCAGUACUCAACUAUUUGUGAAAAUAAUGAACAGAAUUCAUGGUACUACUUAAAAGAGUUUAAAAUGAAACUGUAUGAAGCCGUUGUUUUAGGAAAGGAUAUUCGAGAUGAUUUCAAAAUGGAGGAAAUGAAUGGUAAAAAAGUUUCAGCAAAGAGAGUAUUUAGAUUAGCAAUUGAAUUCUUAAAAAAACAUCUGCUUGACCAGUUUAAGAAAAGGAACCUUGGAGUAAAUAAUGAUCUGAUUAAAUGGGUAAUAACGGUCCCAGCUAUUUGGAAUGAUGCAUGUAAACAAUUCAUGAGACAAGCAGCUGAAGGGGCUGGAAUUGCGGGAGAUAAUUUUUGCAUUGUGUAUGAGCCUGAAGCAGCAUCAAUAUAUAUGCGUCUCAUACCUGUAGACAAAUUCGUAGGGGAAAAUCAAACAACUAUACUUAGAUCGUUUGAUCCUGGCAGAAAGAUCAUAGUAGUUGAUGCUGGAGGUGGUACUGUUGAUAUAUCUGCCCAAGAAGUAUUACCUGAUGGUCAUUUAAAGAUAAUUCAUAAAAUAUGUGGAGGUUCCUGGGGUGGUGAAUGGGUCAACCAAGAGUAUCGCAAAUUGCUGAAGAAACUGCUAGGUGGAGAUGUAUUCAUGGAAUUUAAACAAACACAAGGGUUGGAUUAUAAUGAAAUGAUGAGGCAGUUUGAAACGGCAAAGAAAUCCUUCAAAUUAAAUGAAAACUCUGUUAUAUCAACUAGAUUUCCAGCAAACUUAGCAGAGCUUUUGGAAUCGAAGACUGGUUGUGGUAUUUCGAACAUAAUAGAAAAUUCUCGCUUCAAUGGUAAACUUAAAGUGAAAAGAGACAAACUAUUCAUCGAUCGAGAAUUAUUUCAAUCUUUUUACAGUGAUUCCAUUUCAAUGACAAUUAAAGAAAUCAAAGAUAUUUUGAAACAUGACAGAUGUCGUGACGUAUCAGCUGUUAUGUUAGUUGGGGGUUUUUCAGAAUGUCCGAUGUUGCAAAAUGCUGUUAGACAAGCGUUAGAAUUAGAGGUGUUCAUUCCAGUUGAAGGUGGAUUAUCUGUGUUAAAGGGAGCUGUAAUUUAUGGUCAUGAUCCUUCUAUAAUAUCAUCUAGAGUGUGUAAUUAUACAUAUGGCGUCAGUAUAAGCCUUCCUUUCAAGAAAGGAGAGCAUCGAAGGGAAAAAUAUUAUAGAUGGGAUAAUGAAGAAUGGUGUAAACACAUUUUUCAUGUUUAUUUUGUUGAAGGUCAAGACGUUCAUGUGGGGAAUAUAGAUAUGAUUCAGGUUAAUAAUACUUUUGAAAGUGAAGAUUCCAAAAGUAAAAGAACGGAACCUUUUACUGUAGAAAUUUACAUUUCCGAUGACAAAAAGCCAAUGUAUGUAACAGACCAAGGAUGCAAGUUACUUGCAAAAAUUCAUAUCGAUCCCCCAAAUGGAAUUUGGCCUAUUUAUGCCUUUGGAUGGGUAGAACUUGAAAUAGCUGGCACCGAAAUGAUAGGCACUUACGUGAACGCUGAAACAAAGGACCGAAUAUCAACGAAGUUUGAAUUCCUCCCCACAGGUUAUAAAACUUUAAAAGGAGAACGUGAAAGAAUGCGUGAAAUGGAUUGACAGACACUACGAAUAUAUAUAUAAUACGAAAAUAUUGUUAAGAAUACUAGUAAGCAUACUAGAUUAAAAUACGUCUAUUAAUUUAAUUGCUUUAACCUUAGGUUUUGAUUGGUGUUAUUUUAUACAUAUUCCGUGUGUUCUAUCUUCUAUGUAAAGUGUUAUGUGUAGGGCGGCAUGAUUUCUAAUCAGAUUUUAAAGUAGAUUGAGUUUGCUUUCAGUAACUGCAUGCAUUAUUUUAUUCGUUACAAGUAGUUACUUAUUUGCUGUUAUGUGUUAUGUAUUUAACCAAACCAUUAUUUUAGAGUAAAGUACUUUUCCUGUA